UGACAUCCACAUUUCCAGAGGAAAACCGCGGCGUUUAGAGACGUUGUCCUGAAGUUUCCCUCGCCUCGUCACAUUAUUGCGGAUUACAUUGUCUCCAGAUAUGUAGUCAUUAGACUUUGAAAAUGCUUAUUUAAUAGCCUACAGAAGGACAGUGUUUGCACACAACUGUUAUCUACGCGUCUAAUUUACUCCCUGAUUUCAAACUCAUGUGUGAUUUAAUGCCAGCGGCUCAACCUGCCGAAAAAAUCGGCAAAAUGAAGAAAUUAAGAAGAACUUUGUCGGAGAGCUUCAGUCGCAUCGCCUUCAAGAAAGAAGACAGCGGCUUUGACGAGAUAUGUGUCACCAAGAUGUCCACUCGCAGCUGCCAGGGAUCCGACUCAGUCAUCAAACCCCUGGACACCAUUCCUGAAGACAAGAAGGUUCGAGUGCAGCGGACGCAGAGCGGCUUCGAUGCCUUCGAGAAGCCGGCGAGUCAGGUGAAGCGGGUCCAUUCGGAGAACAAUGCCUGCAUCACCUCCAAAAGCUCCUCCUCUGGGAAAGAGUCUCCAAAACUACGCCGUCACUCCAGUCCUAGUUCUCCCACAAGCCCAAAGUUCGGAAAGGCAGAUUCCUACGAGAAGCUGGAAAAGCUCGGAGAGGGAUCCUACGCAACCGUAUACAAAGGGAAGAGCAAGGUGAAUGGGAAGCUGGUUGCGUUGAAAGUGAUUCGUCUGCAGGAGGAAGAGGGAACUCCUUUCACAGCGAUCAGAGAGGCGUCUCUGCUGAAAGGCCUGAAGCAUUCGAACAUAGUGCUGCUCCACGACAUCAUCCACACGAAGGAAACCCUGACGCUGGUGUUUGAGUAUGUGCACACAGAUCUGUGUCAGUACAUGGACAAGCAUCCCGGGGGUCUCCAUCCGGACAACAUCAGGCUGUUCCUGUUCCAGUUAUUGAGGGGUCUGUCUUACAUCCAUCAGCGCUACAUCCUUCACCGAGACCUGAAGCCACAGAACCUGCUCAUCAGCGACACAGGCGAGCUCAAACUGGCCGACUUCGGUCUGGCUCGUGCGAAGUCGGUCCCCAGCCACACGUACUCUAAUGAGGUGGUGACUCUCUGGUAUCGUCCUCCAGACGUGCUGCUCGGCUCCACUGACUACUCCACCUGUCUGGACAUGUGGGGUGUUGGAUGCAUCUUCGUGGAAAUGAUCCAGGGAGUGCCGGCAUUCCCGGGCAUGAAGGACAUUCAGGAUCAGCUGGAGAGGAUAUUCCUGGUUUUGGGGACGCCGUCGGAGGACACGUGGCCAGGUGUUCACUCGCUCCCGCACUUCAAACCAGAUCGCUUCACCGUCUACAGUCCCAAGAAACUCAGACAAGCCUGGAAUAAGCUGGGUUAUGUAGAUCAUGCUGAAGAGCUGGCUUCCAGAUUUCUCCAGUGCUUCCCAAAGAACCGUGUCUCGGCCCAGGCGGCGCUCCACCAUGAGUACUUCAACCAUCUGCCCCCGAGACUCUGGGAACUGCCUGACAUGUCUUCUAUCUUCACCGUUCCGACCGUGAAGUUACAGCCUGAAUCUGGCGACAGCAUCCAGGUGUGCAGUAAGACCAACAGUCACGGCAAGGGGACGUCAAACAGCAAACACUGACCUGGACGAGCGCCCGCCGGGACCCAAACAGGUUGACGCUGUCAGUUGGGACAAGGAAGAAAAUGAGAUGGGAAUGACUCUUCAUGUUUAUUUAAAUUAUUUCAUUUUCGGCUGAUUUGACCGUCCAUGUGGGACUGAGAGCAACCACGGCAACGUGAAUCCAGUUUUACCAUCAGGAAUAUUGCGUAACAUUCCCACAUCGACGGCGGCGUUCGUUUACAUCAGACUUCAAAAGGCAAUUAAUACGAACUGUUUGUGUAUGUAGCUACCUGUGUACGAAAGUAUGUUUGUACAGUUAAAUAUACAUGUCUAUCUAAGAGAACAAACCAAAUGCCCUUCCGCGCACAAUCACGCAUUAGAAGAAAGUCCGAGCUGGCGUUUCGCAUUUCCCCUGCAAUCUUCCGCAUUGAUGGCCACGGCACGAUCCCGCUGCGCACCCAAUAACGAUGACAAUAACUCCCACAGUAAUAAGGAUAUUGCGGUUGCAGCCUGAUGGUGCACAUUGACUCCCUGCAGGGACUGCGCUAAAGCAAUUAACAGCAUCACUAACCAUCAUUCAGGCGGAUAAAUACGGUCCUCGAGUCUCGUGUUUGUGUAAAUGAGUGUUAAAUACAGGCAAUACGCCUGCACUGGUGCUACUGUGCUUGAGUAAGACAGACGGUCGUCCGCGUUUGGAAAUUAAUCUGUGUUCACUGUUCCUUCCGAAGGCCCAUGACAAUCUUAUAAUGAAUUGCACUUGCUGACUGAUCAUUAAAAUGACCCGAACCAUUUUUGCAACAUUACUUUGAACUGUUAAUGGAUGUUCACACAGGACUUGUUCUUGAAUUCUGGAUUUUUUUGUGGAAAUCGUAUGUCUGUGCAUUUUUGCAUUACAUUUAUGCACUUUGUAGAUGUAGAUUUCAACUUACAUUGCAUUUAAAGUUUUAAUGUGUUCAUGCAUUCACUGAGAGUCGAACCCAUGAUCUUGACGUUGCUCUACUGUUUUAACUUAAGGCCGUAUGUCCACUAAAACAUUUUUCCACGCGCCUGGCGUAUGUUUUCAAUUGUUUUCAAUGGGAGCGCCGCGUUUUUUAAACGUAACUAGGCGCUGAGCGGUUAUUUCACGCUGAGAGCUCUGCGUUUUUACAGGUCGCCGAGAGUUGAAAAAUGUUCACCUUUGGGUAAAACGCAACGCUCAUCACCGUCACUUUUUACCCAGCCGUCCAAUCACAGUGAAGGAGGGGCGGGACUAAACCAC
Messenger RNA from Pimephales promelas (fathead minnow), 2856 nucleotides. RefSeq names its product cyclin dependent kinase 14 (gene cdk14). Gene Ontology annotation, molecular function: cyclin-dependent protein serine/threonine kinase activity; ATP binding; cyclin binding. Gene Ontology annotation, biological process: protein phosphorylation. The record is from RefSeq and is a predicted model, not a curated record. Gene Ontology annotation, cellular component: nucleus; cytoplasm; cytosol. NCBI's taxonomy places the organism in Eukaryota, Metazoa, Chordata, Actinopteri, Cypriniformes, Leuciscidae.